Cucurbita pepo subsp. pepo (vegetable marrow) is the source of this 908-nucleotide messenger RNA. RefSeq names its product putative transcription factor At5g61620. Gene Ontology annotation, molecular function: DNA binding; zinc ion binding. Gene Ontology annotation, biological process: response to gibberellin; response to ethylene. NCBI's taxonomy places the organism in Eukaryota, Viridiplantae, Streptophyta, Magnoliopsida, Cucurbitales, Cucurbitaceae. The record is from RefSeq and is a predicted model, not a curated record.
AGAGAGAGAAAAUGGUGAGGAAAUGUUCCCAUUGUGGCAAUGUGGGUCACAAUUCAAGAACUUGCAUCAUUCAAAAAGAAAAGAUUAGAGGUAAAUUUAAGCUGUUUGGAGUUCAUCUUGAUGGAGUUUCAUCUUCUUCGGUGGCGACGGUGGCGGGGGCGGCGGCGGCCGCCUUGUUGAAGAAGAGCAUUAGCAUGGAAUGUUUGCCAUCUUCUUCUUCUUCCUCUUCUUCUUGUGAGAAAUUGUCAAAUGGGUAUCUCUCAGAUGGGCUCAUUACCAAAACCCAUGAAAGAAAAAAGGGUGUGCCAUGGACGGAAGAAGAGCAUAGAAUGUUUCUUGUUGGGUUACAAAAGCUUGGAAAAGGAGAUUGGAGAGGAAUCUCGAGGAAAUUUGUUACUACGAGAACUCCGACUCAAGUGGCUAGCCAUGCACAAAAGUACUUUCUUCGACUCAAUAGUCUCGACAAAAGAAAACACCGCCGCCCGAGCUUAUUCGAUGUAGCUACAAGGGACAAAUUCAGAGUCCAAGUGGUGAAGGGGAACAAUUCCAAGCCAAGCAACCUGCCUCCAUCCAUUUCCUUUGGGAUUCCAUCAAAUUCAACUCCAAUUCAUAAUCAUGUUCAUCAAAGUUUAUUGCCCAUUUGGUUUGGUUAUGAAGAUCACAAGGCAUUCAAAUUCCUUGAGAACCCCAUCAAAUGUUCGAGCUCAAGCAGCCAUUUUCAUGGGAAACAGAAGACAAAGAGCCAUCAUCAAGCUCCUGAUUUGCAGCUGAGUUUGUCCACUCCAAAGCCAGUAGAGCAAGCUGAGCAGCAGCAGCAUUGCUGCAGAAAUAUACCCAUUAAUGGAGCCAUUUCAGUGACGUGAGGACCAGCGCAACUAAACUAAGAAGCUGUCUUAUUGAAUAUUGAA